Botrytis deweyae is the source of this 810-nucleotide messenger RNA. RefSeq lists its product as uncharacterized. Lineage: Eukaryota; Fungi; Ascomycota; Leotiomycetes; Helotiales; Sclerotiniaceae. The transcript is spliced from 2 exons. The record is from RefSeq and is a predicted model, not a curated record. The coding region runs from base 1 to 810 and encodes 269 amino acids.
AUGGCUAGUCAAGACAGUCCUCUCUCUAUAACAUCAAGCGUCGCAGGAAUAUUAACCUUUGUAGCCGCUAUUGCAGCAGCAGUAUACGUUCGAUUCACCUACUUACGCAAUGCUGAUAACGAAUACUUCCAAGUCAAAGCAUCUCUUUCGUGGCAUAAAACUGAAUCACAGUGGCUUCAUGAUUUGGUUUAUGCAUCUGAUGGCCCAAAAGAUCGUUUCGGACAUGAAAAGGAAUAUCAGAUGUAUGUCUCUGUGAUGGAGGAACUUGGAAAACUUGAGGAGAGAUUACUAGAAUUGGAAACAGAAGCCGAAUUGAAGGCUAGUCCCGAGGACGAUCAAGGGAAAAAAUGGGCCUUGGUACCGAGAAGCAUGGCAUUUAGAACGAGUGUAGCCAUGUCGUGGCUACCUGUGAGGAGGAAAGCUUUGGAAUUAGUUAGGCAAAGAGACGCAUUAGGAGCUAGAGUUUUAUUUGCACAGAUGAGUAUGAUGUCAUCACGAGUUCGAGACCAAGAAUCACAAGCAAAGAAGCAAAAGGAAUUAGACCACGAAAGACUUGACCGACUGGAAAGUACAGUUCAUUCUCAACAUGAGAAGCUAGAUCGACUAGAGUCUUUAGUAUAUCGAUUGAUGCAUCGUGAUCGAAUUGAGUCUGAGGGCGUUCGACCUUGGGAAGCUCAAAGAAAUGAUACUUUUGGAACCGACGAUUCUCAGUCCGAAACUCCAGUCGCGACUGGAACGACUACCCCGUUACCGAAAGCAGAGACCUACGACCUUGAACAUUUUCGAACCCCAGAGUUGACGGCUGUCUAG